AUGGCCAACGUAACGUCGACCCUGACAUCGAUCCCCUCACCCACGUCUUUCCUUUCUUCUCUUUCGCUGCCCUCCUCGUUAGAGACUACCCUGUCUUCCCUCCUCGCGUCACCACUAUUCGCCAAGGCGAGCGGUGCAUCAUGGAAGACAUACGCCGUAUCCGUGGGGGUGGUCUACCUGGCCCUGUGCCAAGCCCUCCGCUUCCAGCGGGAGAAGAGCAUGCGGCGGCGGUAUGGGUUUCCGGAUAGGGCGAGCCUGCGCAAGAUGACGGUCGAGGACGCGCAGAAGAUCAUCAAGGAGCUGGCGAGCCUCGAGUUCCCGCAGAUGUCGGAGACGAGCCUGCAGUUCGGGCUCUUCAAGACGUACGGCGUCGAGACCAUCAGCCGCCUGCUGCUGGGCACCCGCAACCUCACGGACCCCGUGGCCAGCCGCAAGCGGUACGAGGACACGGGCAUCAUCAUCGGCGAGUUCAUGGCCAACCCGCCCAACUCGGCGCGCGCCACCACCUCGGUCGCCCGCAUGAACUGGCUGCACAGCAAGUACAUCCAGUCGGGCCAGAUCUCCAACGCCGACCUGCUGUACACGCUGUCCGUCUUCAUCACGGAGCCCGUGCGCUUCGCCCGCCUCUACGACUGGCGGCCCCUCAACGACAUGGAGCACUGCGCCUACGGCGUCUUCUGGAAGUCCAUCGGCGACGCCAUGGGCAUCCAGUACGAGGGCUUCCUGGCCAAGACCGAGUGGGCCGACGGCCUGGACUUUGCCCUCGACGUAGCCCAGUGGGCCAAGGCCUAUGAGGUCGUCGCCUUCAAGCCCAGCCCGAUCAGCAACAAGCCCGCCGUCGCGCUGAUCCCCAUGAUCACCUAUUGGGUCCCGCGCUGGGCGCAGAGCUUCACGCAGGAGUGUGUUCACGUUUUACUAGGAGAUCGCGUGCGAGAGGCCUUCCUUCUUCCCGAACCCGGCAUUGCUGCCGCCACUUUCAUAUAUAGCAGCCUGUGGCUGCGGCGUUUGUUCCUGCGGCACCUCUCGCUCCCGCGCGUCGUCCGGCUGAAGCGCCACCAAGAGGACACGGACGCGGUCGACCGGCCGCUGCACAUCAACUGGUCCUACGGGAACUACCCGUUCUACAUCAAGCCGACGCUGUGGAACCGCUGGGGCCCGGGCGCCUGGGCCGUGUGGCUGGCUGGCGGCAAGCUGCCCGGCGAGGAGCCCGAGGAGCACCUGCCCAAGGGCUUCACCUUCACGGACCUGGGGCCCCUGAACCGCAUGGGCCAGGGCGCCGAGGAGAUGAAGAAGGACUUUGAGAGGAUGCAGGCCAAGGGCAUGGGCGGGUGUCCGUUUGGUUAG
Messenger RNA from Neoarthrinium moseri, 1344 nucleotides. RefSeq lists its product as uncharacterized. Gene Ontology annotation, molecular function: oxidoreductase activity. The record is from RefSeq and is a predicted model, not a curated record. The transcript is spliced from 2 exons. Lineage: Eukaryota; Fungi; Ascomycota; Sordariomycetes; Amphisphaeriales; Apiosporaceae. Bases 1 to 1344 code for a protein of 447 amino acids.